Molecule: messenger RNA, 790 nt
Organism: Choloepus didactylus (southern two-toed sloth)
Lineage: Eukaryota; Metazoa; Chordata; Mammalia; Pilosa; Megalonychidae
Product: prolyl-tRNA synthetase associated domain-containing protein 1
Exons: 2
Coding region: 17-535 (172 amino acids)
Molecular function (GO): aminoacyl-tRNA deacylase activity
Source: RefSeq, a predicted model, not a curated record
CGACGACAGCUGCAGCAUGGCGCACGCCGAGAUGCGGGCGGCUCUCGAGCAGCGGCUUGGAGCCCUGGCCAUCCGCACCGAGGUCGUCGAGCACCCCGAGGUGUUUACAGUUGAAGAAAUGAUGCCUCAUAUCCAACAUUUGAAAGGAGCACAUAGUAAGAACUUAUUUCUUAAAGACAAAAAGAAAAAAAGCUAUUGGCUGGUGACAGUUCUUCAUGAUAGACAAAUAAAUUUAAAUGAUCUUGCCAAGCAGUUGGGUGUUGGGAGUGGAAAUCUGAGGUUUGCUGAUGAAACAGCCAUGCUAGAAAAACUAAAAGUUGGCCAAGGCUGCGCUACACCCCUGGCACUCUUCUGUGAUGAAGGAGAUGUGAAAUUUGUUCUGGAUUCUGAUUUUCUGGAAGGUGGACAUGAAAAGGUAUACUUUCAUCCAAUGACCAAUGCUGCAACCAUGGGACUGAGCCCUGAAGACUUUCUCACAUUUGUGAAGAAGACAGGACAUGACCCCAUAAUACUACAUUUUAACAAAAACAACUAGCUGGGCUAAAGUUUAGGAUAAAUUUAUUUCUGAAAGUUAUUCUUAUUUGUUCUUUACAAAAAGCAUGAAAAGCAAUCAGAAAAGUUAAUACCCUUGUUUGACUACCUAGAUCUUUUUAGAAGGACUAGUAUUUUUUUGGCAAGUGAUUUUAGUUUUAAUUUUUUUUAUUAGACAAGUUGUGGGUUUACAGAACAAUCAUGCAUAAAAUAAUGGGAUUUCCAUGUACCACCCCACCACCAACACCUUGCAUUGGUG